AUGUAAGAUGAUGUAAAUAAAUUAGAUUUAGAUUGUUAUAAUUCUCUUGAUUUAGAGUAUUUAAGGUUUUUAAAACAUGAAGAAAAAAAAGAUAAAAUACCUUAAAUUUCGUUAGAUUCCUUUAAUUUAUUAACAAUUAUUGGAUAAGGAAACUAUGCAAAAGUAUCACUUGUUUGUAAAAAAGAUGAUGGCUAAGUUUAUGCAUUAAAAGCUUUAAAAAAGAAAUAUUUAUAAGUAAAUAAUUAAAUAAAUUAAGUAUUAACAGAAAGAAACAUUUUGCAAACUGUCAACAAUAAAUAUAUCGUAAAAAUGAAAUACGCAUUUUAAGAUAAAAAAAAGCUAUUUUUUGUUUUAGAAUUUUGCCCAGGAGGCGAUUUAUUUACAUUAUUAUAAACAAAAGAAUAUUUAAACGAAAAGCAAACUAAAUUUUAUGCCGCAUAAAUAAUAAAAGCGUUUGAAUAUUUACAUUCAUAUAAUAUAAUAUACAGAGAUUUAAAACCCGAAAACGUAUUAAUAGAUUCAGAAGGGUAUAUUAAAUUAACAGACUUCGGCUUAUCAAAGAUGGAUAUAACGCAUGAAAAGGCUGCAAUAUCAUUUUGCGGUACUCCUGAGUAUUUAUCUCCUGAAAUAAUACUUUAGUAAGGCCAUGGGAAGGCUUCAGAUUGGUGGACAUUAGGAAACAUAAUAUACGAGAUGAUAAUAGGAACUUUACCUUUUUAUGAUAUAAAUAGAUAUGUAUUAUUUGAAAAUAUAAAAACAAAGCCAUUUAAAGAACAUGAGAAGAUUUAAGGAAAUUUAAAAAAUUUAAUAGAAGGACUUUUGCAAAAAAAUCCGGAAAAACGUUUAGGAUCUAUAAAUGGGGCUUAAGAUAUAAUAAAUCAUCCAUGGUUUUCAGAUUUAAACUGGGACCAUUUAAGAGAGAGAAUUAUUUAGCCACCUUUUAAACCUAAGUUGGAAAAUUCUGUGGACGUGAGUUAUAUUGCUUAGGAAUUUUUAGAAUUACCUAUUUUUUCACCCGAGGAAUCUUUAUAAUCUGGAUAAUCAUUAGGAAUUUAAAGUUUUUUUUUAUAUAUAUAGAUUUUUUUUUUUUAUAUUUUUUUGUUUAAGAUUUUACACUUGAUUCAUAAAAAGAAUAGUAUCUUUAGAGUAAUAAUUAUAUAAAUUCAGUUCCUAAUAAUUAAGAAAAAAUGA
Molecule: messenger RNA, 1191 nt
Organism: Ichthyophthirius multifiliis
Lineage: Eukaryota; Ciliophora; Oligohymenophorea; Hymenostomatida
Product: protein kinase domain protein
Exons: 4
Biological process (GO): protein phosphorylation
Molecular function (GO): protein serine/threonine kinase activity; ATP binding
Source: RefSeq, a predicted model, not a curated record